Monopterus albus (swamp eel) is the source of this 2850-nucleotide messenger RNA. It is a transcript of the gene cldn12, whose product is annotated as claudin 12. The record is from RefSeq and is a predicted model, not a curated record. Lineage: Eukaryota; Metazoa; Chordata; Actinopteri; Synbranchiformes; Synbranchidae. The transcript is spliced from 3 exons. Gene Ontology annotation, cellular component: plasma membrane. Bases 240 to 1289 code for a protein of 349 amino acids.
AGGGUUAACCCCCUGCGAGGCAGCGCUGAGGGGUGGAAACACCAUCAUGCUCUGAGGCCACAUCUUGUUUUCGCUGUGUUUCUACUGUUGUGUGAAAAGGCUUUGCUAUAAAGGUUCAAGUGUGUAAAGAAGAAGGAAGCUGAAAUGCAACCGCCUUCGCUGUAAACAGCUGAAGUGCUGGUGCUGGAAAUAUAAGGAACUCUCCUUGUGGCCUUUGUUCCUACCUGCACCAAACAACCAUGACGUGCCGGGACAUCCAUGCCACCAAUGCAUUUGCCUUCAUCAUUGCCUUUGUGUCUGUGGGAGGAAUUACUGUGGCAGGAUUAAUCCCACAGUGGCGUAUAACGAGACUCGUCACCUUCAAUCGCAACGCCAAGAAUGUCAGUGUGUAUGAUGGGCUGUGGGCUAAAUGUGUGAAACAGGAUGGCUAUUCCGGAUGCUACUACUAUGAUUCAGAGUGGUACUCUAAAGUGGACCAGCUAGAUCUACGGCUGCUGCAGUUCUGUCUGCCUGCAUGCCUGAUGUUCGGCUCACUAGCUUUACUGCUGUGCAUGGCUGGGAUGUGUAAGACCUGCUGCUGCUCAGAUAAGCCUGAGCCAGACAUUAAAACUAUCAGAUUCCUGGUCAACAGUGCAGGCUGUCACCUGGUGGCCGGGAUGUUUUUGUUUUUGGGUGGAGCUAUCGCCAUCGCACCCUCAGUGUGGUUCUUGUUCCGUACCAAGGAGAUGAACAUCACAUAUGACAACAUUUUCUCUGAUGGGUUUGCUGUAUAUAUAGCAAUAGGCUGCUCUGGAGGACUGAUGCUGGCCGCGCUAAUGAUGUUCUUGUGGUACUGCAUGUGUAAGAGGUUGCCUUCACCUUUCUGGUUGCCCCUGCCUUCCAUGUCACCCUCUCUGUCCACCCAGCCUCUCACUGCCAACGGAUAUCCUCCCUCCCCAGUCUACGGUCCUCAGUCAUUCCAACCACAGACCUAUCCUCCCACAGUGAUCAACACUCAGCCUUAUGUGGCCUCCCAGGGUUAUGCACAAAGUGUGGCCACCCCUGCAACACACCAGGUUUACAUGUCUCAGAUUCCUGCUCCAGAGGGGUAUGGAUCAGAGGUAGGAGUGACCCAGGCCUACAGCUACGCUCCUUCUCAGAGCUACGCACCCUCGCAGAGUUAUGCACCCUCACAAAGCUAUGCUCCUUCUCAAGGCUACAGAUCCAGCUACACAGGACGCCGCUACUCCACCCGCUCACGGAUGUCUGCUAUAGAGAUCGACAUCCCUGUGCUAACACAGGAAGAGUAACAGAAGAGAGGCAAAUAACCUGAGCACUCUAAAGGCUUCUGUCCUCAUACUUCCAUGAAUUUCACCACUGAUAAAAGUAAUAGAGAAUGAUAGAUGAAGGUUAAUAACAUGAGAGCUAUUUAGAACCUCUACAGUGACAGCUUCAAGAAUUCAGUCAGCCAGUCUAGGUCUGUAAUUUACCGAUCACUGAAGCUGAGACCUAGUUCACAGACCCUGGGAGGUGCUAUAAGAAGAAUGACAUUUUCUUUAAAAUGAAGAUUAUUAAAGCACCAGUGCAAACGCAGUAUUCAGCUUAGUAUUGUAGCAAUGGAAGCUGAAAAUAUAUUUUCAUUUGCAACCAAAAGUACUUUGACACCUCAAGCAACUGUUUUUUCACUAUUUUACAAGCAGAGUAGGGGCAAUCAACAACACAAAGCUUCUGGGAAAUGGACCAACUUUACUAGCUACAAGCAGACUACAAGUUACUAGCAUUAGGUAGGUUAAUAUACAUUCCAACUACAUUUUUCUUUUCAAUUUGUAUAGUGGACACACACUAUUCAAUUGAUUUAUCACUGUUAUGUCUGCAGUUUAUGAAGGUCUUAUCACUACUGACUGUCAUUAACUUUUAGUUCUGUCUUUCUAAAUAGACAACUACUAACUGACUCACCUGUUUAUAUAUUUUGUGCUUGUUUUAUGACGUGAAUUGUUGAUGUCACAGUACCCUGUGAUUGUUUUAAAUGCACUAAUAAUGUGAAUACUGUGCCAGUUUACAUUGCCUUUUUUUUGCAAAUUUUGUUUAAAUAUACAUAUGACCUAGGGCUGCACAAUUCUGGGUAAAAUAUGAAUUUUGACAUUUAGAAUUGCACACUGUAUGCCUCUGAUGAUUGUUGUCAUCUUUACACAUUGGAUUUCUCUUCUGUCACCAGGUCACGAUGUGAUGUAAUGCAUUCCUGUUACUGGUUAGCACAGCGUAGCAAGGAAAGGGAGCGCUUGGUUUAAUGUAAUAGAUCUACUUCCUAAAGCUCAAUGUAAAUGAAAUCUUGCCUUUUUGUAUGUUUUGCUUAAUGAACAUGAUCAACAUUCCUUCAAAUUCUAUUGUCUCCAUCAUGUUAUUCUACAUUGUUCAUGUCAGUGAUAUCGCCACAUGCUUUCUACACUGUCACCUUUUUAUUUUUAUUAAAAUAUCCAUCAUAAUGUAUCUACGUGCUGGGGGAACAGUGACAAAAGCCAAUUCACUAACUGAUAUAAAGUACUCAACAUUUGUAACUGCAACACAAACCAGCACACAACCAGUCUUAUUUAGAUUCAAAGUAUUCAUCUGAGUAAUUUGUCCAUCUCUCCCAGCUGGCAAAAACAGGAGGCGAAACCGGGAAACAUUUCAGGCAGACUGAAUGACAUACUGGGAGAGAGAGCCCAUUUUUAUCUGCUCCAGUGAUGGUUUCAGCUGUUUAUGUCCAGCAUUUCCAGUGUAAUGGAUAAACUGAUUGUCUGCAAGGUUCUAGUUUUCCAAAAACUUAUCAUGUUACAGUUCUUUCUAUAAUUCAUAAUUGGGGGCUAUUAAAGCUGUGGAUAUGACCAAGGC